CGGACUUUGACAAGCCGUGUGUGCGCUAAUCGAAAUAUGAAACGCGAGGAUCAGAAUUUGGUUGAACACUUGUGCAUCGGAGGUGAAAAUGAAAAUGACAGAGCUGAGGCGACGGAUGGGAUCGGCGCUGACGGCCUUGCUUUGGAUGAACCCGAAUUCGAUCUCCCCGUCGAUUCAUCGUCGCUACUUCUAUUCAAUUCCAUCUCCUGUGCGGGACCAGUUUGCUGCGGCUGAUCAGGUGGUGCUUGACUAUUCCGCCGCCGCAGCUGCUACCGAGGUUGGGUUGGUUCCAAAUCUUCUUCAACGGCGCGUCGUCGUGUACGACGGCGUUUGCCAUCUCUGCCACACUGGAGUGAAGUGGAUAAUUAAGGCUGAUACUGAUAGAAAAAUCAAGUUCUGUUGUGUUCAGUCAAAAGCAGCUGAGCCAUAUCUGAAGAUUUGUGGAUUGGAGCGGGAAGAUGUUCUCCGCCGCUUCCUGUUUGUUGAGGGUCCUGGCUCACACCACCAAGGAUCUGCAGCUGCGUUAAGGGUGUUGUCAUAUUUGCCCAGGCCUUAUUCUGCAUUAGGCGCUUUAUUGGCGAUCCCUGCUCCUCUAAGGGAUUCCGUUUAUGACUACAUAGCUAAGCAGCGUUAUGACUGGUUUGGAAAAGAUGAUGACUGCUUAGUCCUCAAGGAAACAGAGUUGCUGGAGCGUUUUGUUGAUUGGGAAGAGCUACUCGAGCGCAGCCGCACACCACAAUCGUGACGAUAUAGAUGUUUUUGAUGGCUGUGGUGCUCUUGCAUAUCCUUUCGCAUUCUUUCAGGCAUGAAGAAGGGCUGUGAAUACAACACGCUGCCUGCACAACCAUGCUGGGUUAGCGCGGCCACUUGUAGUUUCGAACUAUGUCAUGGUGGGUGGUGGUGUUCAAUAGAUUCAUGACCACUGGACUUGCUUGUAUAUAUAUAUAUAUAUACAAUUUUAUGGACAUAAAUUCUCAACCCUAGUUGCUUUCUUUUGGACAACAUAUGGUAAAUUGUUAUGGGAAUAAGAACAGCUCCGCUAGUAUUUGCUUGCUCA
Molecule: messenger RNA, 1057 nt
Organism: Andrographis paniculata
Lineage: Eukaryota; Viridiplantae; Streptophyta; Magnoliopsida; Lamiales; Acanthaceae
Exons: 3
Coding region: 89-745 (218 amino acids)
Molecular function (GO): protein-disulfide reductase activity
Source: RefSeq, a predicted model, not a curated record